Messenger RNA from Macrobrachium nipponense, 4766 nucleotides. Its product is annotated as acetylcholine receptor subunit alpha-L1-like. The transcript has 7 exons. NCBI's taxonomy places the organism in Eukaryota, Metazoa, Arthropoda, Malacostraca, Decapoda, Palaemonidae. Bases 136 to 1467 code for a protein of 443 amino acids. Gene Ontology annotation, molecular function: transmembrane signaling receptor activity; acetylcholine-gated monoatomic cation-selective channel activity. The record is from RefSeq and is a predicted model, not a curated record. Gene Ontology annotation, cellular component: plasma membrane; synapse; neuron projection. Gene Ontology annotation, biological process: monoatomic ion transmembrane transport; signal transduction; regulation of membrane potential.
UGGCGCGACCACAAAUUCCACUGGGACCCAGAGGAGUACGGAGGGGUCACCGAAUUGUAUGUUCCUUCGGAGAUCAUUUGGCUUCCGGAUAUUGUCCUCUAUAACAAUGCCGAUGGAGAAUACAUCAUUACUACGAUGACCAAGGCUGUCCUUCACCACAACGGCCACGUCCAUUGGUCUCCUCCAGCAAUCUUUAAAUCAUCUUGUGAGAUCGACGUUCGUUAUUUUCCUUUUGAUCAACAAGACUGUUUUAUGAAAUUCGGGUCCUGGACCUAUGACGGCUUUCAGGUUGAUCUGAAGCACCUAGACCAGAGUCCAGGUACUGAAAGGGUUGAAGUGGGUAUUGACUUGAGAGAGUAUUACCCAUCCGUAGAGUGGGAUAUUAUGAAAGUCCCAGCCAUCAGAAAUGAAAAAUUCUACCCCUGCUGCGUUGAGCCUUUCCCAGAUAUUUACUUCAACAUUACUCUCAGGCGGAAGACACUUUUUUACACAGUCAACCUCAUUAUCCCAUGCGUUGCCCUCGAGUAUCUCUCGGUAUUGGUAUUUUACUUGCCGGUGUACUCUGGUGAAAAGGUGUGUCUUUGCAUCAGCAUCUUGCUCUCCCAGACCAUGUUCUUCUUGCUCAUCUCCGAGAUCAUGCCAUCCACGUCCUUGGCUGUCCCUCUCCUUGGGAAGUACCUUCUCUUCACUAUGGUUCUUGUUGCCAUUAGUGUUCUCGUUACUAUCAUCGUUUUAAAUAUACACUACCGGAAACCAUCGACACAUCGAAUGGCUCCGUGGGUUAGACUGGUAUUUGUCCAGUAUUUGCCGAGGUUCCUUCUGAUGAGAGUACCGAAAAAUGGAAAUGGAAAAGUGACUACUGAGAGACAGGAUUUGCCAGAACGUCCUCCACCAAGGCACGAUGGCAAUGGUGCCAGUACACUGAGGGAGAGAAUUCGACCCCCGCAACAACAUCGGCCAGGAUCUUCAUACAAUGGUUUCCGUCCACCGGGUGAAGGGUGUUUCGGGGGUCUUGGGAAUCGCGGCUACCAUGGCGGAUCCAUGGGAGCCACUGGGGGCCUUGGUGCUACUGGUAUAUGUUCCGGAGGUGUCGAAAGUGAUGGACUCGCUGGAUCUCCUGGAUUGCCCAGGAACACCUUUGAGGCCACCUUCGGAGAAUUGCCCGAGUGUUUCAACAUCCCUCAGGAGGCACAGGCCCGUUACCCUUUGGAAAUCCAAAGGGCAAUCCACAAUGUCAAGUUUAUCCAUUUUCAUAUGGUGCAGCAAGAUAAAUUUGAUGAGGAGGACGAUGAGUGGGCUUUUGUGGCCAUGGUACUGGAUCGUCUACUUCUUUGGCUAUUCGGUCUGACUUCCGUCAUAGGAACGGUAGUUAUUCUCCUGGAGUCUCCCUUCCUCUAUGACUCGACCCUGCCUAUCGACAUUCAAGUGAGCAAAGUCCUUCAGAAGAGAGUUGAGCAGGAUCUCUAAAAUGCAAAGCUUUGCACAAAUGGGGCAUCAUCAGUCGAUUUGGUGUAUAUAAGUUAGAAAUCAUAGACAUGAAUGUGACUUGGAUGUUAAUGUCCUUUUUUCAUCUUCUUCCUUUUUACCUUAAUCUUUUUUCUGAGCCACUUCCGUUUUCUCUCUUUUGUCAAAUACCUAAAGUUCCAAAGCAAAAAACGCUCAGGCUGUUUGUUGAUAAAUCUGCAAUAAAUGGUAAGGUCAGACUGCGUGAUGUGCCAUAAAGAUUUUACUUUCAUAGUAAAAACAGGAGAUUGGUGUGAAUUUCAGUGCUACGAGAACUAUUUCAAGAAUAUUAUUAUUUUGAUGUGAGAAAAAUUAUUUUCUAUGGCUUUUUCUCGUUCUAGAAUUGUUCAGAGAGCAAGCUUCAACCGUUUGUAAGUGUUAGUGUUUACAAUCUUGUCACCAUCCAUGAAGUGAGUGAAGUUAGUGGUAAAGUUCAACUUAAGAACUCAAGAAUCUUAAUCAACACUGCUCAAAGAAACUUUAAUACGCUCUAUCUUUUCAAAGAAUACUAAGAAUUACAAGACUUACCCAGAUUGCUCAAUGGAUAUUAUCUCUCAAUUCUUGUACAUCCUUCGGUUCCUAUGGACAUCAUGAAGGCAAUGGGAGUACUGAAGUUAUGCACAGGGAAGAGACAGAGUGGAAUUACAUCUACUGAGGUUUCAGAGGUAAUAUACAUAUCUGUGGAGGACUGUUCAGUCUUAUUUUAUUUUUCUUCUUAGUGACCUGUGAACUGUUGGUGAGUUUUUUUCGUGAAAGACGGUGAUGUGCUUUCUUUUAGUUCUGCCCCUUUCAAUAUAGUAAGGCAGUGAAUGAAAAGAUUGAAAUUAUAUUGCCUAAAACAAAACAAAAAUUGUUACCAAGAAAACUAAUUUCAUCCUUAUUCAUAUUAAGUUACAAGUAUACGAAAAUUCGGAGUUGAUGUCCAGCACGCCAGUUAGCAUUAUUCUUACAUUAUUUUCCAUAAUGAUACAGUAAUACUAAUGUGAUCAUAAUAAUAUUAAUCCAUAUAUUUACGGUAACUGAAAAUUAGGUUUACAGCGUAGACUUAAGAAUUUUCUUUUUAUAUUUAGAAGAUUUAAGGGAUCUAUUUGUAAGAUUUUUAUGGCUUUUAUAAAUCUUAUUUAGAAUAUUCAUUUUUCUGCUGUUCUGUCACCCCAUUUGUCAAUCAUGUCUGGAAUGUUUAAUAAUCUUAAAUGUUAAGAUUAGUUUUACAUGUGUAUCUAUCUAGUCUUUUUUCGCUAUUUCGAGAAUUUUUUCAUUUUCCAUAUUCAUAUUUAUGUUACGUGAUGUUUGUGGCACCUUAUAUAACAGGGGAUUAUAACGCUUAGAUGUGCUUAUCUGACAUAAGUCUAUUUCAUAUUGUUCAAUUUAUCAAUUCAAAGUGGUUCAAAUUGAAAUAUAUUUUGCUGUUGUGAAACGCUGGUUCUUGCAUCAAAGAUUGGUAUUCUUUUAUCUGUUACAUGAUUAUAUACUUCUCCAUAGUAAUACACUUCUUGGCGACAAUCCUUUUGGAUAUAAUUGUAUGUCAGCAGAAAGUUUUUCUCAGACCUCACUUUCAUAGGUAUUUCUCCUUUUUUUAUGGUAGCUACAAGAAUUGUUUCUAAUGUUUCUAUUCUUUUGUGAAGGAAAUCCGUAUGGUUUACGUGUAAUACCGUCUUUGAAGUUGAUCCUGCAGUCAUUCGAUUCAAGUUUGCAUUUUUCCAAAAGAAUAAGCGACAGAACUCUUAAGCUUGGCAAGAACAACCUGUGUAGUGAAAUUUUUUUCUUCUUUUUACUUUGAAGACUGCAUAUUGCUACUUUUUACUUUGAAGACUACAUAUUGCUAUUUGUAGCAGGACAGUAUUAUGUUGUGAUCUGGGCAUCCGGCGAAACACCCGAUAAAUGUUUCCGAAGUGUUGCUGAGGUGAGUCUGUAAUAUUAGGUAUUCUCAGAAACCACUGAAUAAGUGUUUCUUCUUCUACUACUGAAUCUUGGUUCUUAAAUGGAGAAUAGUCCGUGUCACCUGUCUCCAUUCUGACCCUUCUCAGCAUUUUCAUAGUUGCAGACAAUCGCAGGGUAACAAAUGUUCAUGUGUGCUUCGUGGGAGUGUGUAUGCAUCCACACCCAGUAUUGAUAAUGGUAAUAAUUAUUAUAGAAUGGCUUUGAUAGAUCUAGUGUGUUAUAUUUAAUAAUUAGAGAUGUUUGAGAGUAAGUAUAAGCAUUUGCUAUAUGCCGUUUAUACAUGCUUUAAUGUUGCAUUUAAUACUGAAGAUGGCUGUUUACAAAAACAAAAGUAUCAUGUUGAUAAAGUGUUAAAUUGUUCCCCUUGUUCGAAGGCGUCUUUAGUCUGUUUUUUUCUUGCAUACAUACGAUUACUAAAUUGAGCCACACCGAGUGUUUCAAAAAUAUAUUGGACAAUUGUGACCAAAUAAAUUUGGCCAAAAAGUUUUAUUCUCAAACGUACACCAAAUUCAGCUAGUGCAAUAGAGCCGUGCAAUAGAGCCAAAAUGAAUGGGUGUACAAGACCCGUGCGCUUGCCAGCUGUAUUGUAGGUAUCCCUGGAAUUAAUUACUUGAUGACAAGAGUUUUGCAUACUCCCGAAGCCUUCCUUAUUAUCCUCGUGCGUAUCCCGAACCUUCAUUUUUGUGAACACAUUUAAAGUCCAUUUUAGAACCAAAAGCUCUCUUAAGACAUCUUCUUUUCCCUGACUUUGAAAAUAUCGGAAUACCUUCUUCCUCGUCAUUAAUUUGCUUGGUUCGAAAGCUGAUAUGAACUAAUCCUUCCUUUUCAUUUUUCUGUCUCUACUGUGUCUACGUUGCUCGCCUUGAUCAUUUUCUUAUCUCGAAAAGUAUAUAAACUUGAGAUUAUCACUAGCCAUCAAUACUUGAACACAUAAGUGCAAACAAAUAUAUCAAAAUUGACAAGCCGAACUGUUAAUAUGCUUAAUCAAAAGUUUUCUCCAAGUAUCCACAGAGCACUCUUUAGUCACACACAAUUUUAUCCGUGAUUUGCGCAUCCCUAACCCAAAUUUUGUGUUUCAUUCUUUAUCUUUAGGAACUAUCACAAUAACACUUAUUGUUCCGGUAGGCUAUAUAAUGAAACUCUGUAAUGGAUCAAGAGCUGUCAUCAUCAUUAUUUUAUGGACAGAUACCAUUUCUACAUUCGGUCCACAACCCUUUGUAUAGCACUAGCUCUAUGUUGUCGAACAUUUAUAUUAAAAAAUGGAGAGAAUUUUUUUUUAUAUCGCAUAGAUACUCAUAAAGAGGAUAAGAAUUCAACUUAGA